AGGAAUGUGCCCGCUAGCCCUCGGUGCUUCCCCCCUGGGGGGAGGCAUCGUGAGGGACUGUAGCUGGCUCCACUGAAUGCCGAGCCGCGAAGGUCCAACUCCACGUAUGGAUCUAGGGAAUGGGAAUUCAGCCACAGAGGCUGCCGCGAUCAUAGACCUCGAUCCCGACUUCGAACCCCAGAGCCGUCCCCGCUCCAGCACCUGGCCCCUUCCCCGACCAGAGCUCGCUACAGAGCCACCCGACCCGCCCGAGGUGGAGCCAGUUCUAGGAGAGAAGGUACACACGGAGGGGCGCUCAGACCCGAUCCUGUUGCCCUCCCGGCUCCCAGAGCCGGCAGUGGGGCCCCAGCCUGGGAUCCUGGGGGCUGUAACAGGUCCUCGGAAGGGAGGCUCCCGCCGGAAUGCCUGGGGAAAUCAGUCAUAUGCAGAACUCAUCAGCCAGGCCAUUGAAAGCGCCCCCGAGAAGCGACUGACACUCGCCCAGAUCUAUGAGUGGAUGGUCCGCACUGUUCCGUACUUCAAGGACAAGGGUGACAGCAACAGCUCAGCAGGAUGGAAGAAUUCGAUCCGCCACAACCUAUCCCUGCACAGCAAGUUCAUCAAGGUUCACAACGAAGCCACUGGCAAGAGCUCUUGGUGGAUGCUGAAUCCUGAGGGAGGCAAGAAUGGCAAAGCACCCCGCCGCCGGGCAGCCUCCAUGGAUAGCAGCAGCAAGCUGCUCCGAGGCCGCAGCAAGGUCCCCAAGAAGAAACCAACUGUGCUGCCAGCUCCACUUGAAGGUGCCACUCCAACAAGCCCUCUUGGCCACUUUGCCAAGUGGUCAGGAAGCCCUUGCUCUAGAAACCGUGAAGAAGCCGAUGUGUGGACCACCUUCCGUCCACGAAGCAGUUCCAAUGCCAGCACUGUCAGCACAAGGCUGUCCCCAGUAAGGCCAGAGCCUGAGGUGCUGGCAGAGGAGGAAAUACCAGCCUCAGUCAGCAACUAUGCAGGGGGUGUCCCUCCUACCCUAAAUGAAGAUCUAGAGUUGUUAGAUGGGCUCAAUCUCUCAUCUUCCCAUUCCCUGCUGUCUCGAAAUAGUCUCUCUGGCUUCUCUUUGCAGCAUCCUGGGGUUACUGGCCCCUUACAUACCUACAGCACCUCCCUCUUCAGCCCAGCAGAGGGGCCCCUGUCAGCAGGAGAAGGGUGCUUCUCAAGCUCCCAGUCUCUGGAGGCCCUGCUCACCUCUGAUACACCACUACCCCCUGCUGAUGUCCUCAUGACCCAGGUAGAUCCUAUCCUGUCCCAGGCUCCAACACUUCUGUUGCUGGGGGGGAUAACUUCCUCCAGUAAGCUAGCCACAGGAGUCAGCUUAUACCCCAAACCCCUAGAGGCUCCAGGCCCCAGCAGUCUGGUGCCCUCCCUUUCUACGAUAGCACCACCUCCAGCCAUGGCGGGUGCUCCCAUCCCCAAGACCCUAGGUACUCCUUUGCUCACACCCCCUACUGAAGCUGCAAGCCAAGACAGAAUGCCUCAGGAUCUAGAUCUUGAUAUGUAUAUGGAGAACCUGGAGUGUGACAUGGAUAACAUCAUCAGUGACCUCAUGGAUGGGGGCGAGGGACUGGACUUCAACUUUGAGCCAGAUCCCUGAAGCAUGGCUGGAAGCUUUCUCCUUUGCUUCAGAGGUGGAGCUAGGCUGUCCAUAUCCACUCCUUACCCUUGACCCCCUCCCCAGGAUUUGGUACCCUGCUUUAGAGCUAGGGUGGGGUCUGGUCACUUGUGGGAGUUAAGGAAACUAUGAAGAUAAAAGCUGCCCCAUAUGGGGACUAUGGGAGGGAG
Orycteropus afer afer is the source of this 1815-nucleotide messenger RNA. It is a transcript of the gene FOXO4, whose product is annotated as forkhead box O4. Gene Ontology annotation, cellular component: nucleus. Lineage: Eukaryota; Metazoa; Chordata; Mammalia; Tubulidentata; Orycteropodidae. Gene Ontology annotation, molecular function: RNA polymerase II cis-regulatory region sequence-specific DNA binding; DNA-binding transcription factor activity, RNA polymerase II-specific. The record is from RefSeq and is a predicted model, not a curated record. Gene Ontology annotation, biological process: regulation of transcription by RNA polymerase II.